Cannabis sativa is the source of this 2081-nucleotide messenger RNA. RefSeq names its product protein WVD2-like 4. The record is from RefSeq and is a predicted model, not a curated record. Lineage: Eukaryota; Viridiplantae; Streptophyta; Magnoliopsida; Rosales; Cannabaceae. The coding region runs from base 449 to 1900 and encodes 483 amino acids. The transcript has 9 exons. Gene Ontology annotation, molecular function: microtubule binding.
GGUAUUUUAGUAAAUUCGGACUGCCAUUGUAGUCAAUCUCUAUCCACUUCGUGAUGAAAUAACUCUCUCAGUCUCUCUCUCUUUCUCAGACUUCGUAUUUGUCGAAGCAAAACCCAGAGAGAAGUUGUAUUGUAUCACCAACUCUGGUAGCUUUCUCUCUCUAAAGCUUUCAAUUUCUAACUAUCCAUUUCAAAACACUUCAACUUAAACCCUUCACCAAUCACCACUGCUCUCUCUCUUCACUCUUCUUCCAACUCACUCUUUUUCCACUGCUUCAAUUAAUAAUAAUUCACUCUACUCCAUCAUUCAACCCCAACAUUUUAUUUUUGUUCUGAUUUCAAACCAUAAUCCAUUUCUAAUUCACUCUUUUCUUUCUUGUUAUAAAUAUUUCGACCUAAAUCUCCACAACCUAAUUUCGGAAUCCACCCACUAAACUUGCAUUUCUUCUAUGGAAUCUGAAAACGGGGUCAAUUUGGAAGAUGAGAAAUGUGUUGUUGAGGGAAACCAAGUUGAAGAACCAGUGAAUAAUUUGGAUAAUGAGGGCCAGAAUGCUGAUCUUGAGGAUAAAUCUCUCACCAUGAAUGGAAAAUCUGAACCUGUGGCAGUCACUGCUGAUGGCGUAGAUUCUGCAGGUGAGGCGGUUAAGGCCUCUGUGACUGCUCCACCGAGUAAAAAUUCUAAAACUACAAAGGAUUCUCAUGCUUCAAACAAUGGUUCCUCUAAGAACAGCAAAAUUAUUAAGGAAAAGAUUUUAAAAAGCACCACUCAGUCCUCUAGAAACCAGAAAGGGAUUCUUUCUCAGAGUUUUUCCUUCCCAGCUAGAGGAGCUCGGGCUGAUGGAAUGAAGAAAAGUGUGGAUGGGCUACCUGUGAAAAGAGAAACCAAACAAGCUCGAGCAAAUGGAACCAAACCUGAACCUUCUUUUGCCAAUGGAACAGUCACUUCAUUUUCUUUAAGUCGCCCAAAUAGGCGUUCAACUGUUGCAGGAGUACAAUUGAAGGAAGGAAACAAACCUAAUGGGGCUACUUCCCGGAGGGCUACAUUGACAUCAAUUCCUAGCAACAAGCAAUCUACAUCUGGGAAGAUUGGCUCUGUUAGUGAAACUGCUAAUGACCCUUCAUCUGAAACCUCAUUAUCAAUUGAUAACAGCUCAGUUCCUGUCACAGCAGCACAGCAAAUAAAAGAGGAGGAUGAUACAUACUCCACUACUUCAAGUACAACUGGUGGUCGGAGAAGCAAUGCUGCAGGAUUUGCUUUUAGGCUGGAUGAACGUGCUGCAAAGCGGAAGGAGUUCUAUACAAAGCUUGAGGAGAAGAUUCAGGCCAAGGAGGAGGAAAAAUCUACCUUACAAGUGAAAUCGAAGGAAAGCCAGGAGGCUGAGAUCAAGCAACUGAGGAAGAGUAUGACAUUUAAAGCCUCCCCAAUGCCAAAUUUCUAUAAAGAGCCACCUCCAAAAGUUGAACUUAAAAAGAUACCAACUACACGUGCGAAAUCUCCCAAGCUUGGAAGGAAUAAAAUCUCCAAUCUUUCAGUGAGCAACUCUUCUGAAGGAGGUGUUUCUUUAGGCCAGCCUCUGAACCAAAGCCAGAACAAUGGGAACAAGGGGUACGAAAAAGAAGUUACAGAGCCAAAGAAACCAAUCAAGAAGUCACAAGCUAAGGUUCAUUCUCAGGAAACUGUGGCUAAUAAAAUCCAGCCAAAGCCCAUCAAGACAAAGAAAACAAAAUCAGUUGGCAAAGAAAGACAAAUUCAGAAAGAAGCCAUACCAGAAUCCGAACAGUUGAAUGAGAAAAUAGACCAAGAUCCUGAAACAAAUGUCACCGGUGAGAACAUUGAUCAUGUACUUGUUGUGCCUGCUGCUCAUGAGAUCAUGCCUCAGGAAGUUACAGUGGGUGUGUGAGGACAAAUUUUCUGAUACAUCAUUGUGUUUAUACUUUUGAAAAGAUGCUAUGUUAAAGCUCCAAAUUGUUGUGAAUAUAGCGGUUAUUGAAUCACUGGUGAAAGUGUCAUUUAUUUGUUACUUUGAUGGUUAAUGUAAUUACUGGUGUGCUUUAUAAAGUUAUAGAAUCAUUAUUUGGGAA